Molecule: messenger RNA, 2689 nt
Organism: Armigeres subalbatus
Lineage: Eukaryota; Metazoa; Arthropoda; Insecta; Diptera; Culicidae
Gene: JhI-21
Product: Y+L amino acid transporter 2
Exons: 7
Coding region: 751-2280 (509 amino acids)
Biological process (GO): amino acid transmembrane transport
Cellular component (GO): membrane
Molecular function (GO): L-amino acid transmembrane transporter activity
Source: RefSeq, a predicted model, not a curated record
AUACCUUUGAACGCAAUGCGCGUAGUGAAUAGUUUCCAACAAAUUCUCCGGAAUGCACGCCUCUGAGAGAAAUUUUAUCCUGAAUCACAUCCAUCCAUCCACCAAGCGCGCGCGUUUACAAAGCAAAAAACGGAGAGAAUUUCGCUUCAGAUUUCGAUCUGAUAUCCAUGUGGACCGCCAGCUGCAUAUGGCAUGGCCGGACGGGAACCGUUCGUUCAGUGAUAACCCGAGCUUCGCCGCGAUCGGUCGCAUUCAGUGGGCAAGUGCUUCGUAGUACAAGUGGUUGACAAUCAAAGGAAGCAAGCGUGAGAUAAAUAGUUUGAAAACGUGACAAAACCAUUUGUUGUGACAUAUUUUUAGAUAUAUGUAACCAUAUUUUGAAUAGAUAUCUAACAUCAUACAGUUGACCAUGAAAUGCGAUGACGACGAGCUCUGAAAGAUACCUACCCGUGAAGUGAUCGUUUGUUCAGUGAAUGGACUGUGGAAGGCGGCGUGGUGCGUGCGAAGAUAUUGCGCAGGACGCGCCAGAGGCAUAACAACAUCUUUCCGAAGUGAUAGAAGAAAGCGGGAAACACAAGGCCAGAACGUGUCGGAAAAAUUAUUUGGCCAAUUGUUUAUGUACCUACAUUUCCGUGCAUUUGGGUAUUAAGAUUGCGGGAAAAAAAGUUUACCGCCAACGCCCCCACAGUGAUUUAGUGGUUCGUGGAAGUCGCGUAAUACACAAAAAGGCUAUCGUAAAAGGUGUGAACGAUGGCUAACGAGGCGGAAAAUCAGCUGACAGAGAAGAACGAUGCCGUUGCAGCAGGGGGCGAGAAGAUCGUCCUGAAGCGCAAGAUCACGCUGAUAAAUGGAAUUACGAUUAUCGUUGGCACGAUCAUUGGAUCGGGCAUUUUCGUAUCACCUGCCGGUGUGUUCCUGUAUACCAAAUCUGUUGGCACAUCGCUCCUCAUCUGGUGCCUCAGCGGUAUCCUGUCGACGUUGGGAGCCCUGUGCUACGCCGAGCUCGGCACCUGCAUUACCCGUUCCGGUGGCGACUAUGCGUACCUACUUGUUGCGUUCGGGCCGCUCGUCGGCUUCCUGCGGCUUUGGAUGGCCUUGCUCAUCAUACGACCCACCACGCAGGCCAUCGUGGCGCUAACCUUCGCACAGUACGCCGUGAAGCCGUUCUUCCCGGACUGUGAAGCGCCAGACAAUUCGGUCCGCCUCCUGGCGGCCGUAUGCCUGUGCUUCCUAACGGCCAUCAACUGCAUCUCGACCAAAUGGGCCAUGAAAAUCCAAAAUGUGUUCACAUUGGCCAAGCUGACGGCACUCGUGUCCAUCAUACUGGCCGGCGUUUGGUUCAUGGCGACGGAGAAAACCGACCACUUUGAAAACGCCUGGCAGGGAGACUACGCACUUUCGAGCCUGGCCUAUGCCUCCUACUCGGGACUGUUUGCGUUCGGUGGGUGGAACUAUCUGAACUUCGUCACCGAAGAGCUGGAGAAUCCAUACAAAAACUUGCCACGUGCCAUCUGGAUUGCGAUGCCAAUGGUAACGGGUAUCUAUGUGUUGGUCAAUCUGGCCUACUUCGCCGUCGUGCCCCGAUAUGAUAUGCUUGCUUCGAUUGCGGUGGCGGUCAACUUUGGAAAUCGGGUGUUUGGCCCUGUCGCAUGGUUGAUUCCGAUCUUCGUCGCUAUGAGCUGCUUCGGUGGAGUCAACGGAAUUCUGUUCACAUCAGCUCGAUUGUUCUCGACCGGAGCUCAAGAGGGCCAUCUACCAGCAUGGUUCUCGCUGGUGCACGUCAACCGGCAGACCCCGAUCCCGGCCUUGAUUUUCACGUGCGCAACGUCGAUUCUCAUGCUGAUGACACCAAACGUCGUGGCACUAAUUAACUACUUCAGCCAAAUCCUAUGGCUUUCGGUGGCUGCCUGUAUAGCUGGCUUACUAUGGCUUCGUGUGUCCAAACCCAACAUGCCACGACCAAUCCGGGUGAAUCUGGCACUUCCGAUCAUAUUCCUAACGUGCUGCCUGGUGCUCGUCAUGUUACCCUCGUUCACGGAGCCGAUGAACCUCAUUAUCGGUGUGGCCAUCACCCUGUCCGGCGUGCCCGUGUAUUAUGUCUGCGUCGUGUGGAACAAGAAUAAACCCCGAUCGAGGAAUCGACUGAUGCUGUGGAUCGAGCGCGGAUGCCAGAUAUUGUUCAACGCUGCGUUCGUCGAUUGUCACCACGAUCGGAAGAACGACCGGGAACUGUCCGAUAUGCAGACCAGUAUCGUCGACGAGAAGAAUGUUUCCGAGUAGGAUGUUGAGCUUUUUGAUGGUAAUCGUGGGAUUUCAGAUUUCUCAGAGAAUGACAUUUUACAAAUGAGCAAGAUAACGCUAUUGCAUUUAUAGGCGAUAUUGAGCACACAGUGGCCAACAGUCGAUACUAUAUUGAUUAGUGCUUAGUAAUUUUUAUUUUCGUCAUUUUAAGGUAGCCUAGGCAUUUUGUCUAACUAAGAAAGAGAAUUUAUUUUGCUAUUCAACAGGCAGUUACUGCAGAGAUAAAAAAAGAAAAGUUGUGGAAAUCUUUACUAUUGUAUCAAUAUUGAUGUCUCAAGAUCUGAAGAAUAAGAACAAAUAUACACACAGGCAAACAGCUUAGAAUAGCUGAUAAAUCUACAAUACAUUUAUAAAUAUAUCAGUGUACUUAAUAAACGUAUUGAAAACA